Soboliphyme baturini is the source of this 348-nucleotide messenger RNA. Lineage: Eukaryota; Metazoa; Nematoda; Enoplea; Dioctophymatida; Soboliphymatidae. The record is from the annotation of a GenBank genome assembly.
AUGUCUGACGAGUUCAUGUCACAGAAGGAUUUGUAUUCGAUUGUUAUAAGCGUUGCAUGUGUAAAAUUUACACUGAUCAAGGACCGAUUCCCAACCAUCAUUGUUGAGGGCGAUAACUAUCCGCCUCCCCCUAUCAAAGCGUUUUUGGCUCAGGCGGUCAGCGCAUUCAAGAUUGUCAUGUUGAUUUCGAUCAUUUUCGGCAUUAAUCCGUUCAGCUACCUGGGCACUGGUACGCCUAACAUAUACAGCUGGGCAAUGGAUAACAAGAUGUCUAACGUAUUGAAAGUAAUCUCUACAGAAUACUGGAACAACGUCGAUAGUAGAAAAGUGCGAAACAGUUUCAUAUAG